CGCAGGCGAAGCCAGCGGCUGAUACAUAGUGAGCCAGCGCAACAUGCAUUCCCAUUCCCACGUACGAAUACGACCCGUAUAGCUGACGCGGCGUAAUACCAGAACCCGCGCGAUGUGGGAAUCGUAAUAUUAAGUUAGAAUAUUCUCAUCCUUAGAGAUAAGCACUAGUUUUUAGUCUUUUCAUUUAAAUGUAACUUUGAAUAUAAUUAUUAUAAGGAUAUUAUCGCCGACUAGUUUUCUUCCAUCCACCUCCUGCGAGCCUAAACUUUACUGGCGCAGUGACGGGGUAGGAUAAGCUGUACCUGUAGCUGUAUCGGACAACUGUGACGGAGAACAACUUAUCCUGAGAACCUACCAUUCGGAGGCCGCAGUGUAGUGGAGAAUCUAAACUUCGAUUCGUGGAAAGAAAUAGAUCGGCGAUGCGGAUCCUCCUUAUAAUCAAUCUACUUCUGCAGCCAGUGGUAAUGCAGGAGAUCCAACUUGAAAUUACAAAAUGUAUUAGGUUUUAUCAAGGUUUCGGUUGCACAUCAUUCAGUUAUAAGCUUAAGUACAAUUAAAUAUUUAGUUAGUAGGUUAACCAGUCUUUAUGGUACUGGUAAAAUUAUAUCUUUAGAUGAUAGAGAGUAUUAUGAUAUUAUAGGAUUAGGUUCGUAUUAUGUAAGAAACGAAAUAUUCAUAGUUUAUAAAUUUCCUAUAAUUUUAACCCAAGUAUAUGAUAUGUAUAAAUUAUCCAUUGUACCCAACAAGAAUCAUGAGAUCCUAAUUCCUUAUCAUCCAUUCCUGGCAAUAAGCUUGAACGAGUACAGGUACAUAGAGGCUGAAUGCCCGAAGACCAGCAAGGGUUAUCUAUGUGCCGAUAUUAGAAGCUUACAGCGUGAACCUUCGAAUCAACCAGAUUGUAUCCAACAACUUAUAACCGCCCAAAAUAGAAGUAGGUUUUGCCAUCCAGUGAAAGUAACUUUGGAAAAACCAGCGUUCGAGCAACUUGACGAACGUCACUAUACAAUGAGUUUUCCGCUGCCCACGAAAGUUCACCUAUCGUGUGGCCACGACCUGUACCGGACACUUCGAGGCAGCUACUUGGCAGUAAUUCCACAAAAUUGCUUUUUGAAAACGCCAGAGUUUAUGAUUCUCAAUAGAAACGAUCGCAUAAAAGGCCAAGCAAUUCAAGUUAUGGAUUUACCUAAAGAAGAACCCUCUGACUCAAGACCAUCUCCGCAUUAUGAAUUGAAGUCCACAAAACUGGAUCACCUACAUCAUGCAAGUGCAAAGGUUUCAUCUCAAACACCUAUCACUUUACCUCCGAGUUCGGACCACGGAAGUAUUUACCACACAACCAUACCCAUAUACACCAUAUUGGUUGGAACCUGCGGACUGAGUAUAAUCAUCAUAGUUUAUCGUAAAAUACAGCGCACGAAGACAUUGCAGAUAAGAAGCACAGCCGAAAUUCAGAGUUCUUCAUCCGAUGACCUCCCGGCGCAAUUCACAGCCAAGGUGUUCCAUAAGCGCCGAUCUGAUGGGGGAGGUGUUACGCAGGCGAAGCCAGCGGCUGAUACAUAGUGAGCCAGCGCAACAUGCAUUCCCAUUCCCACGUACGAAUACGACCCGUAUAGCUGACGCGGCGUAAUACCAGAACCCGCGCGAUGUGGGAAUCGUAAUAUUAAGUUAGAAUAUUCUCAUCCUUAGAGAUAAGCACUAGUUUUUAGUCUUUUCAUUUAAAUGUAACUUUGAAUAUAAUUAUUAUAAGGAUAUUAUC
Molecule: messenger RNA, 1756 nt
Organism: Maniola jurtina (meadow brown)
Lineage: Eukaryota; Metazoa; Arthropoda; Insecta; Lepidoptera; Nymphalidae
Exons: 2
Coding region: 718-1560 (280 amino acids)
Source: RefSeq, a predicted model, not a curated record